UUUUGAGAAUUUGUUGUGUGUUCGAAUGCUUUUGAACGACGGGCAUGCAAGCUUGACGGCGCGGCACGCAACCACGAUAACCAGGACGCUAACCUUUUGAUCCAGCCACGUCAGCGAGGCGAAGUCUUCAUCAAGCCAAAUGUACGCAACGUCUAGUGGUGAAGAAAACUACUGCUCUGACGGCGUCCCCACGCACCCCAAGCACCACGUGACAAUUUGACAAGGUCCCGGUAGUUUGAAGUCGGCGAGCGUACAUCCCCUCUUCACGCUGGAACAUUUGACAGAUCACGCUCAGCGAAUGAUUUAAGCUGAAAUGGACGCGUACCGCACUCGAGAAGGAUGGAAGCAAAAAACCGACGUGACCAUUUUGAAGGUGGUGGCACCGGAUCGCUUUCUCGUCAAGGAGGCGCCGAGCAACCUUUCCCAGUCGAGCAGGGACUUUGUCAUAAUGGAGAGGAAGCUGAAGCAGUUCAUGAGUCGACGCGACGCGGAGCCUGUCAAUCCGCCGCUGCCCGAAAUCGGAGCCAACAUUCUGGUGAAGAAGCCGAUGGACAGCGACUGGUACCGCGCUCGUGUCUGCCGCAUCUUGGACACGGUCAAGGGCUACGAAGUUGAGGUCACGCUGGUGGACUACGGGGAGACCUUCGUGGCGGACCGAAGACUGAUACGGAUUGUUCCGGACACGGUGUUCUCAGCUGUGCCGUUCCAGUGCAUCGAGUUCUUGCUUCCGGGCCUCGUGCCCCUGAAGCUCACGAUAGACGUGGAAACUGUCAUGGCGCACAAGCCCAGCAAAACCUGGGACACUGCUGCCGUGGAAUACGUCAAGUCACUGGUGAACGGGGCCGGAGCAGCCCACGUCCAGGUGUUUGGGAAGACCCGCUCGGGGGGCCUCUUUGGAAAGCUGCUCGUGCGGUGCGGGAACACGUUCACGUCGAUUGCGGACGACCUGGUGCUGCAGAAGUACGCCGUCUUGGACACGCUCACUCCUAACCUGGAGCUCUUAAUGGAACCAGAGGAGCACGAUAGCCCCGAGAAGAGCAGGGCAUCUGGCGCGGAUGAGGAGGGACUCUCCCCCAAUUCCGGGUCGCUGAGCACCAAGGUCUCGCCACAGGGUUGGGCACGCAGGGAACAGGAGCGCGCCCUGAGGUGCGACAUCAGGGAACUGUUGGACGACGCCCCCACUGUGUCCACGGGGGGCCUUCUGGAGAGUUUACAUGGUGAAAACUCUGCGAAUGCCGACGUGAAAUUGUCUCCUGCCAUGUCGCCCACUCCCGCGCCCUCUCUGUGUCACUCCCUCUCAAGCGAGACUUUAUUCUCCGACACGUCAACUGUGGUGCCGUCCGUCCAGGGCCUCGGCCGCGGCAUUGCCGCCCUCCUCAAGAACAGGCAGUCCGACGGGCUACCUUUUCUCGGUGCCGGACCUUCAGUUGCUCUGACUGCCUCACCACGUCUUCGGGCCGAUUGCGGCAAUGGCGGUGCCUCAUUGCUACAUUUCGAUAUCGGCAGCCAACACGGUUUUGACACCGGAAGCCGUCUUGGUCCCGACACUGGCAUCCAACACCGCCCCGACGUCGGGAGCCAACUUGGUUCCGACAGUGGCAGCCGACUUGAUCCCAAUAUCGGCAGCCCACCUAGUCCCGACGUUGGCAGUCCAAUUGGUCCGAACGCUGCCUCAUCCAGCUGUCCGGUCGCGCAGACGUUGUCGAGCCGUCCUCGGACUGAUUCGGGAUCCAGCAGCCAUUCCCUGCCUCCCCCGAAUCUCGGCACCCGAAUUUCUGCGCUGUUCAGUGCUGCCGACCGUGUUGCGUCGGAUUCCGACGCCAGCACGAAGAGUCAGUUGGGAGACGAUGCAACAAGCUUGGACGUCGGAGUUCGGGCCCGCAUGCGGACCUCCCCUUCGGCCGCCCUCUCCGAGAUACUUCGUCUUGGGCGGGGCGCCGGGACGAAGGGCGGCGAGCCGAAGUAUGUGCCGAGAAGUUCCAAGGCAGACCUCGAAGACGCAAAGGCAGUCGCUCCAGCACCUGAAGACGGCGCCGUGCUUGCGGAAAUGAGCAGCGUACUAGGCAAAGGCACGUCUGCUGUGUCCGUGACGCCGAAUCUCCCGCAAGCCGAACUCGGUACGGGGAAGGUGCUCAACCCCGGUAGGAGUUGCGCCUCUUCCGGAACGGCUGCACCAAUGGUCUUUUGUUUGGGGCGUGGCCUGAGGCUGCCCCUGCACCCCACGACUAGGAGUCCCGGACCUGUAUCGAAGAGUUCAUCGCCGUCACAGUUUGAAGACAUUCACGAAGAACCAGCGAAGACUCCUUCCAAAGAAGACGCAUCAUGGAACGCUCCGAUUGUGAGCCGUUUGUCACCCUCUCCGGUUUUGGCAGAAACGUCUACAGAAAGGGGAGCCAGAUUGAGUAAAUUGAAGGACCUGCUGGCUAGGCGCUCCACGCCGCUUGCUUCCGGCAGUGGAAGCGACUCUGCAUCGCCGCCAGCUGUGCCAGAAGGAACUGUCCGACCAGCUACGACCGUCCUCCAAAGUCCGAAGGGUCAACAAGCGAAAUGGGAAAAUCCGGCGCCGGAGGCCACAAGUUCCCAGCCAGCUCCCACAAGUUCCCAGCCGGCUCCCAGCGAUUCGUCGCCGUCUCGUGCCGAGAGGCUCAGGAACCUUCUGCAGUAUGCCAAGGCAUCCUCGGGGUCGGUGCACAGGGCCUGCGAGUCGACGAGGUCGAACUGCAGCGAGGAAGGCUCUGCGUCGUCCCCUCCUUCCCUGGAAAAACCACCUCAGCCUCCCGGUUCUGGGGAACCGCCCAGCAAUCGUGCCGAAGACAACCUUGCCCCGCUGGACUACAGUGACUUCAUGAAGCAGUACGUGUCCGACGAAGAAGACUUGGACCCGACGGAGGAAGAGAGCAAGUGGUCCCUGAAGUUCUCGGCUCGGGGAGACCACCACCAGGACUUGAUCGCACUCAACGCCCGGCGGGGGGCCGAGGACGUCAGGUGUCGGGACCUGCAGAGCUUCUCCGACGUACCGUCUGACCUGGAGCCUUACACGCAGUUUGAAGCGGAGAUCGACUUUAAAACCGUCUUUGAACCUUCCCACUGGAGUUCGCUCGUGGCCGGCCGCACGGUGCGGGCGCUGUGCCAUGGCAGUGCCCUGCCCCGCCUGGUCUCCAGCCUGGACCAGAUUCCGUUCCAAGACACGCUCAGGGCCCGGCUGUGCUCCCUGGGCUUUCGGGGCCCCUCGUGCAUCCAGUCCGUGGCCUGGCCCGCCGUGCUGAGCGGCCGCACGGUGGUGGCCGUCGGCUCCCCCCACUCGGGCAAGACCCUCUCCUACCUGCUGCCCCUCGUUUCGAGGCUCACGUCGGAGUCGGACUAUCGCCACCUGCCCGUCAGCAGCGGGCCUCUGGUGCUGGUGCUCUCGUCGACCUGGAAGGGGGCCCAGAGGAUCUACGAUCAGUUCAAGCUACUCACGCAAGACUCCAAGAUCCCAAAGUGCGGUGUCCUCUACGCGGGGGGCUCGGAAGCCGGCAAGGAGGUUCAGCUGGUUAACGGGGUGGACGUGCUCAUAGCGACUCCUCUCUGCCUGCUGCGAGUGAUGCACAAGUAUGACCACCUUGUGGUGAACCUGAAGCGCUGCUGCCACUUGGUGCUGGACGACGGAGAGCGGCUCAUUGAGGAGUUCACCGAAGAGGUGCGUCAGGUGCUGCAGGAGUACAGUGAGGCCCUGUGCAGGCGCGCCUCCCGCUGCCUGCUCAAUCAGGUGGUGGUGUGCACCAGCCGGUGGACGGAGGGGAUGGACUCGCUCCUGCGCCUGCUGCGGGCCCAGCACAGCCCCGUGGUGCUCUUCUCCUCCUUCGCCGAAGCGGCUGUCUACGCCAGGGUGCCCACCUUUGUGCGCUAUGUCGACCCCAAGGCGCGUGACGCUGCGCUGCUCGAGCUGCUGGAGGGCAGCCGUGGUCGCAAGGCAGUAGUCUGCACCUCGAGCCACGAGAGCGCACUCAAAGUGCACCGGCUGCUCCAGUCGGAAAGUAUCUUUGCUCUGCUUCUCCACGACAGGCUGCCCAUGGUCAGUGUUCGUGGCGUGGCGAACGAGUGGGCUGCCCCCCACAAGGACACGUGUGCACCUGUCCUGGUGGCUCAGGACAACAUCCUGUCCUGGGCCGGUAUUCGGGACGCUGCCGUCCUCGUCCACUACGACGUCCCCGAGCUGUCCAGGUUCAACUUUGGGUUUCGCUUCUCGUGCCUGGCAGAACGCAUGCGCAGCUUCGACGCCAAGGGAGACUCCGAUCCGAGGGACAGCCCGCUGGCCCACUUAAUCCUGACGCGGGACAACGCCCACUUGUCGGUCCAGCUGGCAGAGUUUCUGACCAGGGUCGGGGCCAAGGUUCCCCCCGCAUUCGAGCAGUUGGCCAACCAAGAACUCCAGAGGCGCGCUUGUAACCCCGAGCGUCCCUUGUGUGCGCACCUCAAGUCCUUCGGAAGGUGCCUGGCUCCGCCCACAACGAGCGGCACCGCGUGCCGCGACCGGCACGGCGUCGUCGCCGCCCUGGACCGUCCCCGGGGCUGGUGCCACCUACCCGCAAGCGGGGAAGUCCGCAUCUUCGUGACCAAGAUGGUGGACGCGACACAUUUUUACGCCUGGGUGCUGGAGCACUGGGACCCUGCGGCAGAUCCGACGGCGGGAAAAGGAGGCGCGGCGGUGGUCCACACGGAGUUCCAGGAGGCCAUGCUCGAGAUGAACGCCUACUUUGCGGUGCCGGGCGGCGACAGACACAUUGGACUCGGGGAGAACGAGAGUCCGGUGGUCGGCGGAGUCUACGCGGUGGAAGUGGAUGCGGACCAGUUUCACAGGGUGCAGGUAGUUUCUAUCGUGCCCGAGUUCGGCGGUGCGGGAUGUUCGCCGCUCCGUGCGGAGGUGUUCCACAUGGACCACGGCGGGAGCUCCAAGGUGGCCUUGCGCCGCCUGCUCUGUCUGCCGGAGCGCCUGGCCCGGCUGCCCCCCUUCGCGGUGGAGGUGUUCUGCUGCCGGGUGCAGCCCCAGGACAGGGACCUGGAGUGGACCUUCCAGGCGGAGUGCACCUCACACUCCCUGGUCACCGAGAAAGAGCUCGUCGGAAAGGUGGUGCUGUGCCUGGGCAACACACUGUGGCUCGACCCGCUGGUGAAGAGGACCUACCUGGACCAGAUCGGGGUGACGGUGAACGAGCACCACGUCCGGUCCUGCCUCAUCAACCAGGGCAUGGCGUGCGACAACCCGGACCACGUGACCCAGCUGCGAAAACUGGCGGCCGACGCAGGCCUCGACCUGCCGCCCAUCGCACCCGCAAGAAAACCAAGAGCUGGUGGCACUUACAACGACGGAGCUGGUGGUCCCCGUUACGCGUUCCUGGAACCGGACUGCUACACCAAAGUGUACCUCUGGAAGGUGGUCUCCCCAGAUCUCUUCUACGUGCAGAUUGCCAAGUUUGCUGAAUGCCUGGAAGAGUUGGAGGACACCAUUGAGAAGCACAUGUCGCAGGGAGGGCCGGAGUGGCUGGACCCCGCUCACGUUGGAGACCCCUGCAUCGCUCGUUUCGAGAACAAAAGGUGGUACCGGGCGCACGUGGAGAAGAUAGCAGAAGACGGGAACGUGGAGGUGUUCUUCCCAGACUACGGGGACACUGCAGUGUGCCGGCUGGAAGAGCUGUACGCUCUGCCGCCGCAGAUGCUCCUGCUUCCGCUGCAAGGCAUCCAGUGUCGGCUGGCCGGAGUUGCUCCGGCUUCGGACCAGUGGACCCUCGAGGCAUCUUCCGCCCUCGAGGAUUUCGGAUACAACGCGGAUAACUUAAACAAGAUACUCCUGCUCAGGGUGUUGCGAAAAGCCGAAGGACACAAGCCAGGCUCCUCUUGCUACGAGGUGCUCCUCUUCGACCAGUGCGGAGAGGACAACGUCAACAUCGCCAACGAACUCGUCAAGUGCGGCGUGGCACGCGCGUCGGAGCUUCCAGUGCCCGACCUGGACGCAGAGGCCCUGCAGCCCCCACCGUUGGAGGAGGUGCAGGGCUCUUCAACGUCGGCGAGCGAGUCCGACAACCAUUCGUGCGAAGAGAACAUGAAGGAGUACAUGGACCAGCUUUACGGACACAUCCGAAAAGAAUUGCUCCGCGAGAUGGAAAGCGAACUGUCCGCCGCCGAAAAAGAGGCAGCCACCGCUCUCGGGGAGAAACCUGCACCCACCACUCCAGCUAAUAAGGACACCCAACGGACCAGGGAUGAACCUGAAGCAUCGAAAACAAGCUCCGCUUCCAAGAUGCCACCGCUGGAGUCAGCGCUUCUGUUGCCUUCCAGGCAACGGCAGCCUGUCCUGUGGUGGUGGGAGGACAAACAUCAGGUCUACGUGGAAGUUCGCUUUGAGGGGACAAGGGACUGUGAGCUGCAGCUGAGCAGCACUUCGUUCUAUCUCAGGUUCCAGUGGAAAGGCCAGGAGUAUGCGACGUACGAGACGCUGCACGCCCCGAUCCUGCCCAAGGCCUCUAACCUGGAGCCGAAGGCCAAGGCUCUGCGGCUGACCCUGGUCAAGGCGGUCGCCUCCCAGACCUGGAACUACCUCACCGAUCGGCACUGCAGGGUUGGCUACAUCCGGUACAGCCUAGACCACAUUGUGGACAGUGACGAAGAAGUGGACAAGUACAAAAGCCCUUACCCACCAGGCUACGUCCGUGGCAGCAAAAUCCUGCCGUACGAUGAAGUGGCACACGAAGAGCGCCAGAUGGAGCUGGAAGCGUCCGAGGAGCACGUGCACGCCCCGCUCGACGACGUCUAUCACAGCAGGGACCCCAACAACCUGUUUGCCAGCCUCUGAGGACGCCGCACGAUCCAGUCAACGUGGCCAGGGCAGUCUGCCUGAGGCUUUGUGAUGAAUAAGCUUGUCUGUUUCGUUUUCGUGUUUGUUCUAUUUUGUGCGCAUCAUUGUAAAUAAAAUGUAUCGCAGUUUGAUAAAGCAA
This is a messenger RNA of Ixodes scapularis (black-legged tick), 6971 nucleotides long. RefSeq names its product putative ATP-dependent RNA helicase TDRD12. The record is from RefSeq and is a predicted model, not a curated record. The transcript has 30 exons. Gene Ontology annotation, biological process: transposable element silencing; germ-line stem cell division. Bases 314 to 6829 code for a protein of 2171 amino acids. NCBI's taxonomy places the organism in Eukaryota, Metazoa, Arthropoda, Arachnida, Ixodida, Ixodidae. Gene Ontology annotation, molecular function: nucleic acid binding; ATP binding.